Molecule: messenger RNA, 3300 nt
Organism: Anopheles maculipalpis
Lineage: Eukaryota; Metazoa; Arthropoda; Insecta; Diptera; Culicidae
Gene: dre4
Product: FACT complex subunit spt16
Exons: 9
Coding region: 51-3299 (1082 amino acids)
Biological process (GO): positive regulation of transcription elongation by RNA polymerase II; transcription elongation by RNA polymerase II
Cellular component (GO): FACT complex
Molecular function (GO): nucleosome binding
Source: RefSeq, a predicted model, not a curated record
UUUCCCUGCGGUAAUUAGUAACGGAAGCCAAUACACUUCCCGUCAACAAGAUGUCAAACAUUGCGCUGGACAAAGACUGCUUCUUCCGGCGAAUAAAGCGGCUGUACGCAAACUGGAAGGAUCCGGAAUUCAAUCAUGAUGAUUCGCUGACGAAGGUGGACUGCAUCAUGACGGCGGUCGGUGUGGACGAGGAAACGUUCUACAGCAAAUCGACGUCACUGCAGACCUGGCUGUUCGGGUACGAGCUAACCGACACGAUCAGCAUAUUUUGCGACAAUGCCAUCCUGUUUCUGACCAGCAAGAAGAAGAUUGAGUUUCUGAAGCAAAUAGAAAAAGACACGGAAGAUGGUCUGCCACCGAUACGUUUACUCGUACGGGACAAGAAUGACAAGGAUAAAGCCAACUACGAGAAGCUGUACGACGCGAUGAAGGCAUCGAAAGCCGGCAAAACGGUUGGUGUGUUCACGAAGGACAACUUCCCGGGAGAGUUCUGUGAGAAUUGGCGCGCAUUCUUGAAGGAUAAGCAUCUAACCAACGUAGAUAUCAGUGUGCCGAUGGGAUACAUCAUGUGUCCGAAGGAAGAUUCGGAACUUACCACCAUCAAGAAAGCAUGUCUCGUGACGAUUGACGUGUUCAACAAGUAUCUGAAGGAUCACAUCAUGGAAAUUAUCGAUGCGGACAAGAAAGUGAAGCAUGUCAAACUAGCGGAAGGUGUCGAAUCGGCCCUUACCGACAAGAAGUAUGUGAGCGGCGUCGAUACGAACCAGCUGGACAUGUGCUAUCCCGCCAUCAUACAGUCCGGUGGCAACUACAGCUUGAAGUUCAGUGCGUUCAGCGACAAAAACUAUCUCCACUUUGGAUCGAUCAUCUGUGCGCUGGGCGCACGAUACAAAUCGUACUGCUCGAACAUUGUCCGCACGCUACUCGUCAACCCGACGGACACCAUCCAGAAGCAUUACAAUUUUUUGCUCAACCUAGAGGAAGAAUUGUUAAAAAGUCUCGUCCCCGGCAAGCGGCUUUCCGAGGUGUACGAUGUGGGGCUGGAGUACGCGAAAAAGGAGGAACCGAAGCUGGUGGAUAAGCUGACGAAAACGUUUGGCUUUGCGACCGGGCUGGAGUUCCGCGAAAACUCCAUGACGAUCGGUCCGAAGUGUUUGGCGGUGCUGAAGAAGGGAAUGGUGUUUAGCCUGAAUGUGGGACUGGCCGGGUUAGAGAAUGCCGAAGCAUCCGACAAGGAGUCGAAGGUGUACGCACUGUUCGUCGGCGAUACGGUGCUGGUGACGGAUGAGGCGCAAGCGGUCGUGCUGACACAAUCGAAGAAGAAGAUAAAAAAUAUUGGCAUCUUCCUGAAGGAUGACGAUGAGGACGAUGAGGAGGAGGAGGAGAAGGAUACGGAACAGGCGCCGGAAAUUUUGGGCCGCAGCGGUAAACGCUCGACCGUGCUGGAGAGCAAGCUGCGCAAUGAGCAAAGCUCUGAAGAGAAGCGUAAACAGCAUCAGAAGGAGCUAGCGAUCGCUUUGAACGAGAAGGCAAAGGAACGGUUGGCAAAGCAGGCGGGUGGCAAGGAGGCGGAAAAGGUGCGAAAAUCGACCGUUUCUUACAAGAGCGUUAAUCAGAUGCCGCGGGAACCGGAGGUGAAGGAAUUGAAGCUGUAUGUUGAUCGCAAGUAUGAAACGGUUAUCAUGCCAAUCUUUGGAGUACCGGUUCCGUUCCACAUCUCGACCAUUAAGAACAUUUCCCAAUCGGUCGAAGGCGACUACACAUAUUUGCGUAUCAAUUUCUUCCAUCCGGGUGCUACGAUGGGUCGAAAUGAGUCCGGCAUGUAUCCCAAUCCAGAUGCGACGUUCGUCAAAGAGGUUACUUACCGUUCGACAAAUACGAAAGAACCGGGAGAGAUAGCGGCACCUUCGUCCAACCUUAACACAGCAUUCCGGCUCAUCAAGGAGGUCCAGAAGCGCUUCAAAACGCGCGAAGCCGAAGAGCGCGAAAAGGAAGAUUUGGUUAAGCAGGACACACUGGUGAUGUCACAGAACAAGGGUAACCCGAAGCUGAAGGAUCUCUACAUACGACCGAACAUCGUAAGCAAACGUAUGACCGGUUCGCUCGAGGCGCACGUUAACGGUUUCCGCUACACGUCCGUACGCGGCGAUAAGGUGGACAUACUGUACAACAACAUCAAGAGCGCAUUCUUUCAACCGUGCGAUGGCGAAAUGAUCAUUUUGCUACACUUCCAUCUAAAGCACGCGAUUAUGUUCGGCAAAAAGAAGCACCUGGAUGUACAGUUUUACACCGAGGUGGGAGAAAUUACGACCGAUCUUGGUAAACAUCAGCACAUGCACGAUCGGGAUGAUUUGGCCGCGGAGCAGGCAGAGCGGGAGCUACGCCACAAGCUUAAGACGGCGUUCAAAAGCUUCUGCGAAAAGGUAGAGCUAAUGACGAAGCAACAGAUCGAGUUUGAUACACCGUUCCGGGAGCUCGGCUUUCCGGGUGCACCGUUCCGUAGCACAGUAUUAUUGCAGCCGACGUCUGGUAGCUUGGUGAAUCUGACCGAGUGGCCACCGUUCGUCAUAACGCUGGAGGACGUCGAGCUGGUACACUUUGAGCGUGUCCAGUUUCAUCUGCGCAACUUUGACAUGAUAUUUGUGUUUAAGAACUAUCAGCAGAAGAUAGCGAUGGUCAAUGCGAUACCGAUGAACAUGCUCGAUCACGUGAAGGAGUGGUUAAAUUCAUGCGAUAUUCGCUACUCGGAGGGCAUACAGUCGCUGAAUUGGGCCAAAAUUAUGAAAACCAUUACGGACGAUCCGGAAGGAUUCUUUGACAGUGGUGGCUGGACGUUCCUGGAUCCCGAAUCGGAGGGUGAGGGUGAGGCAAACAGUGAGACCGAAGAUGAGGAGGACGAUGCGUAUGAACCGACCGAUGAUGAUGAUGAGGAGGAGUCCGAUUCUGAGGAUUACUCCGAAGCGUCCGAAGAUGAUGAUACAGGAAGUGAAGAAGAUCUUGGUUCGGAUGAAGAGUCGGGCAAGGAUUGGUCCGAUCUGGAGCGGGAAGCUGCAGAGGAGGAUCGGAACCGUGAAAAGGACGAUUAUGUUGAUCGCAAUUCGUCGAAAAAACGAUCCCACCAUAGCUCCUCCAAGCAUGGCAGCAGUCGGGAUAAGAACCACAAGGACAAACACAACGAUAAGAAUCGUAGUGGCAGCAGUAGCAACAGCAAGCACAACAGCAGCAGUAGUCACAAGCGUUCGCGAGACGACAGCCGUGACAGUAACCACCAUCACAAGAGCAAGAAAUCGCGAAAAUAAA